UCUGAUUACAAUUAGCCACAGGUACGGAGCAACACUGCGCGACAUUACAAAGCGCACCAGGAUUAUUUACCUGGUUCUGGAAAAUGAGAAGGGACUACAGAGUAAUACGUGGCUUGACUUGGACAUGGCUGACAUUGUGGAUUAUCCAGUCUCAGGUCAAUCCAGUUUCAUCGAUGAUAUUUUGGACCGCAUAUGUGGAGCUGCGCUACUUGUGGCCAGGGACGAACCAAACGAUAAUCAGUGUGUGUGAAUGUGGAACGUAUGUGUUAGAAUCACCUUUGAAACAGGCCUUUGGAUUUGUGGCGCUCCCAAAUUCAGAUUCACUGGCCUGCCAACCAAAUACCACAUUCGCCAUUAAGCAAGAGCCAUGGAUAGCUCUCAUCAAAAGAGGCAACUGUACCCAUGCUGAGAAAAUUCAAGCCGCACAGCGAGAAGGAGCAUCGGCCGUAGUUAUUUACAAUCUUGAUGGGACUGGAAAUGAGACAAACACAAUGUCUCGUGCAGGAACUGGGAACAUAGUAGUGAUCAUGAUUGGAAAUCUCCUGGGCAGACGCAUCACAGACCUGAUUGAGAGAGGGAUUGAAGUGUAUAUGAGAAUAAAAGUGGCAAGCCGACAUGGGCCCUGGAACCCUUUUUGGAUUUACAUCAUGUCUUUCGUCUUCUUUGGAAUAACAGCCAUCAUACUGGCCUACUUCAUCUUUGUAGUGAUUAGCCGGUUCUACCAAAACCGUCAGCUUCGGAUCCAGCAGAGAAAGCUUAAAAAAGUGGCCGAGAAAGUCGUCGCCAAAUUAGAAGUUCGGACACUCCGGCGAACUGAUCCGGAAGUUGAAGCAGAAGAGAGCAGCUGUGUUGUUUGCUUAGAUUCCUUCAUGAGGUGUGACGUCGUGACAACUCUGCCUUGCAGCCAUUUUUUCCACAAAACAUGCAUUGAGCCAUGGUUACUGGAACACCACACCUGUCCAAUGUGUAAAUAUGAUAUUCUGAUAGGAGAGGAUGCUCUGAAACCUGGUCAGGAAUCCUCCGUACCACCACAAGAUGUCAGAUUUUAUCCGAGCACUGUAUCAGGUUUAAUGGUCAACUCAAGAGGAGUGCUCACAUCUCCACAGCAGCAAGGAGAAGCCAGGCUAAGCUUAAACACCCAGACUACUGAAUCUGCGGAAGAGCAAAACAGCAGCAGAAUGGAUCACAUUUAUAUGAACCCAGCAUUUGAAGAGGAACGGCAGAUCUCUGACCAUCAGGACCCUGACUGUCAGUCACAUCAAGUGUAGAACUUGCCUGCAAUUUCUUAAAUUGAAGUGUAUUUUCUAUUCUCUAAGAUGACUCUAAAGGUUCGUCGUGUACCAUGUACAGAAAGUAGAUCUCUUUAAACAAGUAGUAAUAAUAAUCAGCCAUAUCACCAUGGUUUGCAUGUAUAUGAAUUAUAAAUAAAAAAUAAAAAAAAACACACACAAAGUCCUGAAGAUCUUUAGAUAAGGGACGGUGCUGUAAAGGUCUUAAUUUAGAAAAUUUAGCACAGUAGACGUCGGUGAUUUUUUUUUCAAGACUAUGUGCUUAGUGGUCUGCUGUGCAUCAGUAGAACAUCAGUAGAUCUAAGAAUCUUUAAGCGAUUUGUAAGUGAUCAAAUCAUUUUCAUUGUUUUCCCAAACAUAUUAUGUAUGAUCCUUAAUGAUCCUUGAUUACUGCUGAUAUGUUCAUUGGCUGGUGAUGUUAUAAGAAUGAAUAAAUACUUUUUUUAAUGAUACCAGACACUUAUUUUUAAAAGACCAAUGUAUUUCGAUUAGUAAGAGUAAUGUAGAUGUGAUAAGACAGAUAUGGUAAAACAUCUAUGGUACGUUUUGUUAAUGUGCACAGGAGUUGAGCUGCUCCAUUCAUUUCAUCACCCGUGUUUUCACUGUGUCAGCGUUGUUGAUAUUAAGGAACCUGCUACUGUAGAGUAUCUGCACUGCUGCUUUCUUUACAUUCCCUGGAAGCUCUUUUUAACCUCGGACUCUUUGAGGUGGAUAAUGAGGUGCAAGCUAGUACGUGAUGGGUCGUGUACUGUGAAAUUCAGAGGUCUUUUAUGAUUAUUUCUUGUCACACUGUAGGAGAGGAUCGCUAUCAGGGGUGGCGCUAAAGAUAGGGUACACUUUGAGAUAAAGUGGUGGGGCAAAAUUUGAUGUUUUUAGUAGUAUUUAAUCAAAUUUGAACAAACACCACAACAAACACCGCAAGUAGAACUUACACCAAGCAAAUAUUCUUUAAAUGAAUUUUAUUAAACUGUAAAAGAACCCACAACAUCUCAGUGUUUGCUUCCUUAUACUAUACUAGAGUUCACUCAGUUGCAUUCCACUUCUAUGGAAAACCAUCGCUAGCUGGUGCAUUAUACCCCUGUGAAACAGGAAGUCAUGGUUGAACAAUUUCCUGCUCCUAGUCAA
This is a messenger RNA of Ictalurus furcatus (blue catfish), 2414 nucleotides long. RefSeq names its product RING finger protein 148 (gene rnf128b). Bases 84 to 1268 code for a protein of 394 amino acids. The transcript has 7 exons. The record is from RefSeq and is a predicted model, not a curated record. Lineage: Eukaryota; Metazoa; Chordata; Actinopteri; Siluriformes; Ictaluridae.